Messenger RNA from Phialemonium atrogriseum, 2324 nucleotides. RefSeq names its product ATP-dependent RNA helicase dbp9. Gene Ontology annotation, molecular function: nucleic acid binding; RNA helicase activity; ATP binding. The record is from RefSeq and is a predicted model, not a curated record. The transcript has 3 exons. Bases 87 to 1892 code for a protein of 601 amino acids. Lineage: Eukaryota; Fungi; Ascomycota; Sordariomycetes; Cephalothecales; Cephalothecaceae.
ACUAGGUCCAUCCUGAGGAUCCCAUAUAUCCCUAAUUCCUCGGACUCCUACGAUCUGUGAGCGUCAGUUGAUUCUCCGACGAAACGAUGAAGCGCAAGCUCGAUGAGAACGACGAGCCGUCGGCUUUGGCCAAAACGGGAACGUCUUCAACGGCCGAUACCUCCUUCUCUGAUCUGGGGCUCGACCACCGUCUUGUGCAGGCCAUCGCAAAACAGAACUUCUCGAAACCUACCAUGGUGCAACGGACGGCCAUUCCUUUGGCACUUGAUGGCAAGGAUAUAAUUGCCAAGGCCAAGACUGGCUCCGGGAAAACUGCUGCUUACGCCCUACCUGUGAUUCAGAGUGUAUUGAAGCGGAAGCAAACGGAUCCCACUGCCGCAACUACCGCCCUCAUAUUGGUCCCAACCCGCGAGCUCGCCGAUCAGGUCUUCAAGGCGGUCGAGCUCUUCUCCUCAUUCUGCGCAAAAGAUGUGCAGGCCGCGAAGCUUUCGGAUAAGCUCUCCGAUGCUGUGCAGCGCUCUAUGCUCUCUAGUCACCCCGACAUUGUCAUAUCAACACCCGCCCGAGCAUGGCAGUGCAUCGAAUCGUCGGCCUUGUCUCUAGACAAGUUGACCCAUCUCGUUCUUGACGAGGCGGAUCUUGUCUUGUCAUAUGGUUAUGACGCCGAUCUGCAAAACAUUGCGCAGGCAGUGCCCAAGGGUGUGCAAACCAUCCUCACAAGUGCAACUAUCACUGCUGAGGUCCAGACACUCAAGGGUCUUUUCUGCCGGAACCCUACAAUGCUGGACCUAAAGGAGGCUGAUGCCGAGGGAGAAGGUGUGCAGCAGUUUGUUGUCAGGUGUGCAGAGGAUGAAAAGUUCCUCUUGUCCAUGCUCAUUUUCAAACUGAAGUUGCUCAAGGGCAAGAGCAUCAUCUUCGUGGCCGACGUGGACCGGUGUUAUCGUCUCAGGCUGUUCUUUGAACAAUUCGGCAUUCGAAGCUGUGUCUUGAACUCGGAACUUCCUGUGAAUUCGAGGAUACAUGUUGUCGAGGAGUUUAAUUCCGCCGUUUACGACAUUAUCAUCGCUUCGGACGAGAACGAAGUGCUCGGGGAUGAAGAUGACUCACCAGAAACGGAUGGGACGAAGGAUGCAGGCGAGCCAGGAGACAGCGGGCGCACGGAAAAGGGGUCCCGACCAAAGAAGAAGCGGAAGACGCCGAAACGCGAUAAGGAGUAUGGCGUCUCGAGAGGUAUCGACUUCAAAAAUGUGGCAUGCGUGAUCAACUUUGAUCUUCCUACCUCUGCAAAGUCGUAUGUCCACAGAAUCGGGCGGACGGGCCGUGCUGGCCAAACGGGCAUGGCAUUGAGUUUCGUCGUCCCGUCCGAACUCUACCGAAAGCACAUCCCUACAAGCAUCAAAUCCGCGGAAAACGACGAUAAGGUAUUGGGCAAGAUCGUUCAGCAACAGGCAAAACAAGGGAAGCAGGUGAAGCCAUACGUUUUCAAUAUGGACCAGGCUGAAGCAUUCCGAUAUCGAAUGAAUGACGCCCUGCGUGCAGUCACAAAGGUUUCUAUCCGAGAGGCGAGGACUAGGGAAUUGAGACAGGAGCUGCUCAAAAGCGAAAAGUUGAAGCGGCAUUUCGAGGAGAAUCCGGCCGAGCUGCAUCACCUCCGGCACGACGGGGAGCUCAGAGCAGCCCGGACCCAGGCACAUCUGAAGAAUGUACCUGACUAUUUGCUUCCCAAAGAAGGGAAGAAGGGCCUCACGUCGGAGGAGAUUGGUUUCGUCCCACUUAGGAAGGACGACAAGAAGUCUCGGGGGUUCAAGAAGGGCAGGGGUAAGGGGUUCAAAGUGGGUGCGCGGAAAGGCGACCCUCUCCGGACAUUUAAGGCCAGGAGGAAGACCAAAUGAAGAUCCGGGGAUUGAUGGAUGAUACAUGUGGCCCCCGCCAUGGGGCAAGCUUAAAGAACAAUCUAUGAGAGGCCUGGAAAGAGUAGAGAACCUUGGCCUCCACCGUUUUCAUGUCAAGACCAGGUCACUUACAACCAGUCCUCGGCUUUCGAAGUUGCAGAUUAGAUGACCGCUGUUCUUCUUCAAUGCAUUGGUUGAGACUAGCAAUAAUGUUUAAUGAAUGCCAUGCGACGUCGUAAGUGCAUCGGCAAGCCAAGCAGUUUGGGGUUGGUCCAGAAACGGUCGAAGUUCUUGAACGGGAUACUGAAAGUCCCUAGUUCGGGCAGGGGUGGAUGCAGGUCCCGGUUACGGGUGCAGAUAGUUCUAUACUUGAUUUCUUGCAGAGGUUCCUACUAUAUUACGGGUAUGCGAUUAACAGCCAGCCUAUCCCCG